This is a messenger RNA of Drosophila arizonae, 4196 nucleotides long. It is a transcript of the gene Upf1, whose product is annotated as Upf1 RNA helicase. The record is from RefSeq and is a predicted model, not a curated record. NCBI's taxonomy places the organism in Eukaryota, Metazoa, Arthropoda, Insecta, Diptera, Drosophilidae. Gene Ontology annotation, biological process: nuclear-transcribed mRNA catabolic process, nonsense-mediated decay. Gene Ontology annotation, cellular component: cytoplasm. Gene Ontology annotation, molecular function: hydrolase activity; DNA binding; ATP binding.
GUCAAUAUAAUUGUAGUAUGCUGGUAUUUUUUAUAUUUUUUUUCUGUCAUAAAAUCCUAAUCGAACAUAUGUAGUUGACAAAUGGCUAAGCAGUGAACUAGCAGGCGCUGCAACAAUAACAGACAAGCAACUAAAUGUUGUAAGUUGCAAGGCUUGGAAUUUUUUUGUUAGCUUUUUUUUUUGUUUUUGAUCAAGUGGCAGUCUUCAUUGAGAUUCCGUCAGAAGAGCAACGUGCUAAACGAGUCUAUUGCAUUUUACCAUCGACGGAAUUAGUUUCACGCGCAAAAACAAAAAGUGCUGCAAUAGACAUUGCAUAUUCAGUGAAUGUGCCUCAAUUGUGGCAACGUAAACAGUAAUCUUCAAGCAUUUUGCCAGCAACUUGAAGCACGCAACAAGAAGGAACAAAUAUAAUAAUUUCCCACUGACAGUUUUGACAGUCCGGUCAGCAAAGCGGAAGGCAAGUACUUAGUAGCGGCAACUGCAUUAACACCACCAAACAAACCACAAAACAAACAAACAAACAAAUACUUUGGACAAUGAGCGUGGACACGUAUGCGCCGAGCUCGGCGCUCUCCUUCCUGGAUAUGGAUGACAAUGAGCUUUUGCGUGGCGCCGAUACGCAGCCGACACAGUAUGAUUAUCGUGACUUUACCAUGCCGUCCACAACGCAGAGCCAGACCCAGGGCGAUCAGCUGGAUUUGCAGUCGCGCCGCGUAAGCGUGCAAAAUAACGAUAUUCAUUCACGAUUGGCCUCUAUCACCAACGAUUUGGCCGACUUGCAAUUCGAAGAGGAGGACGAUGAGAACGGCGUCGGUGGCAAUUCGGCAUAUGUCAAGGAGCUGCCGCCACAUGCCUGUAAAUAUUGUGGCAUUCACGAUCCAGCCACCGUGGUCAUGUGCAACAAUUGCAAGAAGUGGUUCUGCAACGGUCGUGGCAGCACCUCUGGCUCGCACAUUAUUAAUCAUCUCGUGCGUGCCAAGCAUCGUGAGGUGACCCUGCACGGCGACGGGCCACUGGGCGAGACCAUACUGGAGUGCUAUUCGUGCGGUGUACGCAAUGUAUUUGUCUUGGGCUUCAUACCCGCCAAGGCGGAUUCGGUGGUGGUGCUGCUGUGCCGUCAGCCGUGCGCCGCUCAGAACUCGCUGAAGGACAUGAACUGGGAUCAGGAGCAGUGGAAGCCACUCAUAGCCGAUCGCUGCUUUUUGCACUGGCUAGUGAAGCAGCCCAGCGAGCAGGGACAGCUGCGGGCACGUCAAAUAUCUGCAGCACAGAUUAACAAGCUUGAGGAGCUUUGGAAAGACAAUAUUGAGGCAACAUUUCAGGAUUUGGAAAAGCCCGGCAUUGACUCGGAGCCGGCUCAUGUUCUGCUGCGCUAUGAGGAUGGCUAUCAAUACGAGAAAACCUUUGGGCCGUUGGUUCGUCUUGAAGCUGACUAUGACAAGAAGUUGAAGGAGUCUGCUACACAGGAGAAUAUCGAGGUUCGCUGGGAUGUGGGCUUGAACAAGAAGACCAUCGCUUAUUUUACGCUUGCCAAAACCGAUUCGGACAUGAAGCUCAUGCAUGGCGAUGAGCUGCGUCUACGCUACGUGGGAGAGCUAUAUAAUCCGUGGAGCGAGAUUGGUCAUGUCAUUAAGGUGCCCGAUAACUUUGGCGAUGAUGUCGGCUUGGAACUUAAGUGCUCCUCGAAUGCCCCGGUCAAGUGCACCAGUAACUUUAGUGUGGACUUCAUCUGGAAGUGCACAUCAUUCGAUCGCAUGACUCGGGCUCUACGCAACUUUGCCGUGGAUCGCAAUUCGGUGUCGAAUUACAUAUACUCUCGCCUGCUGGGCCAUGGACGCGCCGAUGGCAGUGAUGAGGUGCUAUUUCGUGGGCCACAGCCCAAGCUGUACAGUGCUCCCCACUUGCCGGACCUCAAUCGUUCACAGGUGUAUGCCGUGAAGCACGCCUUGCAACGCCCACUCAGUCUUAUCCAAGGACCGCCGGGUACGGGCAAAACGGUCACGUCGGCCACUAUCGUCUAUCAGCUGGUGAAGCAACACGGCGGCACAGUUCUUGUUUGCGCGCCCAGCAACACUGCUGUCGACCAACUGACUGAGAAGAUCCAUCGUACCAACCUGAAGGUGGUGCGCGUCUGUGCCAAGAGCCGUGAGGCCAUCGACAGUCCGGUCAGCUUUCUAGCACUUCACAAUCAAAUCCGAAACAUGGAAACCAAUUCGGAACUGAAGAAGCUGCAGCAGCUCAAAGACGAAACCGGCGAGCUGAGCUCGGCCGAUGAGAAACGCUAUCGCAGCCUGAAACGUGGCGCCGAGAACCAGCUGCUCGAGGCGGCCGAUGUCAUCUGUUGCACCUGUGUGGGUGCCGGAGAUAUGCGCCUGUCGCGCAUCAAAUUCACAUCGAUACUGAUUGACGAGUCCAUGCAGUCGACGGAGCCGGAGUGCAUGGUGCCCGUUGUGCUGGGCGCAAAGCAAUUGAUUCUAGUCGGCGAUCACUGCCAGCUGGGCCCGGUGGUAAUGUGCAAGAAGGCGGCACGCGCCGGCCUCUCCCAGAGUCUGUUCGAGCGCCUGGUGGUGCUGGGCAUACGCCCGUUCCGCUUGGAAGUACAAUAUCGCAUGCAUCCGGAGCUGUCACAGUUUCCGUCCAACUUCUUCUAUGAGGGCUCGCUGCAGAAUGGUGUCUGUGCGGAGGAUCGUCGCCUCAAACUGGACUUCCCAUGGCCGCAACCGGAGCGUCCGAUGUUCUUUUUAGUUACACAGGGCCAGGAGGAAAUCGCUGGCUCGGGCACAUCUUUUCUCAAUCGCACCGAAGCGGCUAACGUGGAGAAAAUCACAACACGCUUCCUCAAGGCGGGCAUCAAGCCCGAGCAAAUCGGAAUCAUUACGCCCUAUGAGGGACAGCGUGCCUAUUUGGUCCAGUAUAUGCAGUACCAGGGCAGCUUGCACUCGCGCCUUUACCAGGAGAUUGAGAUAGCCAGUGUGGAUGCGUUCCAGGGUCGCGAGAAGGACAUCAUCAUUAUGUCCUGCGUGCGCUCGAAUGAGCGCCAGGGCAUUGGCUUCCUCAACGAUCCACGACGCCUCAAUGUGGCCUUAACGCGUGCCAAAUACGGCAUCAUCAUCGUGGGCAAUCCCAAGGUGUUGGCCAAGCAGCAGCUUUGGAAUCAUUUGCUCAACUUCUACAAGGAUCGCAAGGUGCUAGUCGAGGGCUCAUUGAACAAUCUGAAGGAGUCGCUCAUCCACUUCCAGAAGCCCAAGAAGCUGGUGAACAACAUGAACAUCGGCGCCCAUUUCAUGUCCACCAUGAUGGCCGAUGCCAAGGAGGUGCUGGUGCCCGGCUCCAUAUACGAGCGCACCAGCGGCUACGGCCGCCAGAUGUCCGGCAACUCCAAUCAGAAUCUGAAUGGCGGACAUUAUGCUGCCAAUACGUAUGGGUCUGUUGGCGGCGCAAUUGGCGCCGCUGGUGCUGCCGGUGGCAACAUGUCGAAUGCCGCCUAUGGCGCCGGCAACGGGUCCGCUGGCGGCAACAACAACUAUGGCACUGCUGGUGGCGUCGGAGUCGGCGGCGGCUCUGGCAACGCAUCCAAUUGGCCAACUGCCCACUUGCAUGACUCGAUUGGGUACAUAUCGAAUGAUCACGGGGUUGCCGCCCUGGGCAACAUGCCUGUGCCGGUGGGCAUGUUCAUGAACAUGAGCAGCCUGCCACCGCGUUUCUACAACCACCAUCAGCAGGCGAUCAUGGCGGCCAAGCAGAAUCGCGCCAUGCAGAACCAGUCCGGUUUUGCAGCUCCUCUAGUCACUGGCAAGAAGAACAGCAAAUUGUCUAAAGGAUCGCGCAACAGCAAUGCAAACUCGAUCCACUCUGGAGCUGGUGCUGGUGGAGGCGGUACAGCGACCUUAAUGUCGACGACAACCACUAUGACAACAACAACCACAGCAAUCACGUCGGCCACAUCAUCGAUGGGAUCGACACCAUUCAGUCAACAGCCGUCGGCUCUGUCGCUGCAGAUGACACAGCCGAGCGGAUUCGCCUUGUCACAGCAGCCGGAGCUGUCGCAGGACUUUGGCCAGAUUUCGCAAAUGGAUGGACUGCUCUCACAGGAUGUCUCCUUCAAUGUGUCGGGCGAACGCAGUUUGAAUCAAUUCUCGCAACCUUACUGAGAUGCUCGAGGAGGUGCGUACAAUUGCAACAACAAAUUACAACAA